AUGUCUUGGCGAAAAUUUGAGAUUAUCCGUAUUAUUGGGAGAUAUUAUGAUGGUGAUGAGUAUGAAAAGAUUAUUGAGGUUAUGAUGGACAUCUCUAGAGUACUUUCUGAUAAGAAGAUUAAACCUCCUCUGUUGAAGGUCACACUUGUGAGAGUAUGCAGCAUGUUAGGAAUACCGCGCAUGUCUGAUGAUGGUAGAGGUAGGGAAUCUAUUAUUAGAGGUGAAGAUAUACUCUUUGGUAAAGUCUACCCUAUACUUGGGUAUGAGCCGUAUUGGUGUAAACAUUUUAGUAGGUGGGUUUAUCUUAGAAAUGAGUCUAGAAAAUGGCUUGAAGAGUUAGAUCUUGAGAAAAAGAUUGCAAAGU
Paramuricea clavata is the source of this 364-nucleotide messenger RNA. The record is from the annotation of a GenBank genome assembly. NCBI's taxonomy places the organism in Eukaryota, Metazoa, Cnidaria, Anthozoa, Malacalcyonacea, Plexauridae.